GCCUCACAGGGCGCAGCCGGACAAUCUUUCAAAACAGCAGAUCAGUAGUCGUGUACUCCAGAACUGGUGAUUGGUGGACUAUACAAGUUGGAGUUGAAGGCGCGCCUCAACUCCAGAGCUACACAUUCAAGUUUGGGGAACCCUACUACUCUCUUAACGUCGAUGAGACCCCACUGAAG
This is a messenger RNA of Candidula unifasciata, 179 nucleotides long. Lineage: Eukaryota; Metazoa; Mollusca; Gastropoda; Stylommatophora; Geomitridae. The record is from the annotation of a GenBank genome assembly.